Molecule: messenger RNA, 5335 nt
Organism: Uranotaenia lowii
Lineage: Eukaryota; Metazoa; Arthropoda; Insecta; Diptera; Culicidae
Product: phospholipid-transporting ATPase ABCA1-like
Exons: 8
Coding region: 314-5209 (1631 amino acids)
Biological process (GO): lipid transport; transmembrane transport
Cellular component (GO): membrane; intracellular membrane-bounded organelle
Molecular function (GO): ATP hydrolysis activity; lipid carrier activity; ATP binding
Source: RefSeq, a predicted model, not a curated record
CGAAGCUCUCUGCGCGCGCGAGAAAAAUACACAUGAAGAAGAGAAAAACUUUGGAGCAGAUACAAACCCCACAGUCGGGAGGUUAGCGUUCGAAAAGUUAGUCGCUAUGUCGCGGCUCGUGUGUGAUUAGUUUAGUGAUAUUUUUACGGUGUUUCCCUUUGCCCCUCGUUCAUAUUUCUAUCUAGUUGUUCAUUGCCAUCGAAAGCUGGUGACUGCCUUUGUAAUUACUAGUUUGAUAACCAAAGAUCUGAUUCCUGGAGCGGAAAAUCUGUUGAAUAUAAACACCCCCACCACCAACAGCAACAACCCCAUCAUGACGUCAUCGCCGGCUUCUAACUUGGACAAAUUUGUGUUACUACUAUGGAAAAAUUUCAUCAUCCACAAGCGGCACCGCUGGAGGACGCUCUUCGAGAUGGCCCUUCCGGUGGCCAUCUGUGCCACCCUGUUGUGGGUUCCCUCGGAUCCGCAAGUUCUCCAGGAGCGUCGCUAUCCGGCGCUUCCGGUGGAUCGGUUCAGCGGAGGCGGCUUACAACCUUCGUUGGCUCGGAUAGCGUACUCGCCCCAGAAUGAUCUCCUCGAAGGGAUCGUGGCUUCCGCAGCCUUCAGUCUCGGGAUCAAUGACUAUCAGUCCUUCAACAGUUCCUUGGAAAUGAAGAGCAAACUCCUCAAUAGCAGUAGUUUCCUGUGCGGAAUCGAUUUCGGAAAUGGAAUGAGGAAUAUAACCGACCUUCCCAAGCGAGUUACGUUCGAUCUGCGGUUCCCGUAUAUUCUUAGAUCUUCGCCAUCGAGCUGGAAACCCUUGUCGUGGGACACGGAUAAGCUGAUCGGUGCCUUCGAUCCCACGGGCCACAAUCGACUCGAAGAUGACGGUGGUGAACCCAGCUACUACCGGGAGCAGUUCCUGGCAGUUCAAACGGCUCUUUCCAAGGCAAUUAUCGCCAGACAGGUUCCGAGCGUCAAUCCUCCGAAGGCUUUUGUUCAGCGAUUUGCAAAUCCGGAUGCCGAAACCAAUCUGCUUCAUGAGGCGUUAAACCAGAUUCUUCCGCUGUUGUUCCGGUUGGUGUUCAUGUUCUUCUUCCUCAGUACGGUUAAAUAUAUCACCGUGGAAAAAGAAAACCAGCUGAAGGAAUCGAUGAAGAUCAUGGGACUACCGGGAAUCAUCAACUGGGCCGCAUGGUUUGUGGAGCUUGUGCUGCUCAUGGUGAUCCCAAUCACGCUCAUCACCAUUAUCCUCAAGCUUUCGGCCUUCGUUCAUUCCAAUGUGAUUCUGAUUUGGAUAUUUUUGUUGUGCUACUGUAUGUCAACCAUCAGUUUGGCCUUCUUCACCAGUGUUUUUUUCGAUAAAGCUAUUAAGGCAGCUUCGUUUGCCACACUAGUUUGGGUUGCUUCGUACUUUUCUUUGGAAGACUACCCAUUUUGGGUAAAGACCCUGUACUCACUUCUGAGUAAUCCAGCGAUGCACUACGGCAUGAACAACAUCAUUCGCCUUGAAGCCAUGCAUGUCGGUGUGGAUUUCAGUACAAUGUUUUCUAGGACCGACCUCAACGACCCGUACAACUACGCGGUAGCGAUCGGGAUGUUCUGCGCCAGCAUUUUUCUGUACAUUUGCCUUACCCUAUACCUGGAACAAGUAAUGCCUGGACAGUACGGCAUAGCAAGACCGUGGUACUUUCCGUGCCUAGGCUUAGUGAGUUUUAAGAAAGCCACGCCCAUUGACUCGGUUUCUCCCUACGAUUCGGACCACCCAGCUAAUGCCAACUACUUCGAACCGGAACCAAUCGGUACCGAGGCGGGUGUUCAAAUAAAAAAUCUCCGGAAAGUGUUCCCAGGCCACAAAGUCGCUGUAGAUAAGCUAAACCUGAACCUUUACCAGGGUCAGAUCACAGUUCUCUUAGGUCACAAUGGGGCUGGUAAAACGACCACCAUGUCGAUGCUUACUGGUAUGUUCUCACCAAGUUCCGGAACGGCAACUAUCAAUGGGCAUGACAUUAGGACGGACAUGAAUAGGGUUAGGUCGUCGAUGGGCUUAUGUCCGCAACACAACGUUCUUUUUGACGAGCUCACCGUCUCCGAGCAUCUACAAUUUGCCGCUCGACUAAAAGGUGUGCCCCGUAACCAAGUUCACGAGACCGUUACCAAGUACAUCAAUCUCCUGGGGAUGAAUGACAAAGCUAAGGCUCAAUCUUCAACACUUUCCGGUGGAAUGAAACGAAAACUAACCGUUGGGAUGGCACUUUGCGGAGAACCGAAGGUAGUUCUUUUGGACGAACCGACCACCGGAGUGGAUCCCACUGCUCGUCGAGCUUUGUGGGACCUUUUGCUGGAAGAGAAACGGAACAAAACGAUUCUGCUUUCCACCCAUUUCAUGAACGAGGCGGAUGUACUAGGCGAUCGUAUAGCAAUUUUGGCAGAGGGAAAACUCACAGCUGCGGGUUCAACAUUCUUUUUGAAAAGUGCCUUUGGAGUCGGCUACAGGUUGAUUUGCGUCAAAGGCCAAGGCUAUCAGGAAGAGCGACUCUUGAGUUUGCUCCGUAAAUUCAUACCGGAUGUGAACAUUGAAGUCGAAAACGCUUCGGAGCUUACCAUCAUUCUGAAGAAAGAGUACACACAGCUUUUCCAAUCAAUGCUGAAGGAGCUGGAGACGCACAUGGAAUACUGCGGAGUCACAAGCUACGGCAUUUCGUUGACCACACUGGAAGAAGUGUUCCUCAAGGCCGGCAGCGAUUCGUUCGCCCGGGUGAAGCAUUUUUCUGAUGACCCCAACAGAGAACCUCGUCCAGAACAACAGGUUCCACACAUGAAUGUCCAGCUUGUCGAAGCAGACCUGCUUCAGCGAAGUGGCGCCUGGGUGCAGUUGAAAUCGCAAAUCCUAAAAAAAUUCAUCAUCGCUCGCCGAUCCUGGCGUCAGUUCUGCUGGCAAACCAUAAUCAUUCCGAUAGGACUGAUGACCUUUUUCCUUUGGCAGAACCAUUCCGGGCCAAAGACUUCAGCCUUGGACAUGAGCCUGGAGCCGUAUCGGUGGUCGCUGAACUUGAUUCGGGAGUCUGGAGCCAGUGACCUAAUGAAUCAAACUUAUCAGAAACUGUUCGAGGGAUCUCACAAGAUUCGGUCCAUCGACAUGAACAUGGAUGACUACGUUACCCAGAAGUUGAGUUCCUCUCCAGUGGACCUGCACGCCAAACUGUUGCUUGGCGCAUCGUUUACAGGAGACAGCUUCAAGGCCUUUUACAACCCUAGAGCUCUCCACUCGGCACCGCUUUCCUUGAACUUGGUGUUCAAUGCGAUGCUCAAAACGCACUGUCCUGAUUGCAGCAUUGGCGUGCGGAAUAACCCACUGCCCCCUCCCAAAACCUCCGAUGACGACAACCCCGUUGUGUCGAACGCGCUUCUGCGCUACAUAAACCUGGUGCUGGCCUUAAUUUUUAUCAUGGUUUACACAACGUCUGCGUACAUCACGUUUUACAUCAAAGAGCGUGUAACACGAGCCAAGCUGCUGCAAACGAUCACCGGUCUCAAGGUGGAGCUGUAUUGGUUGUCAAAUGUGUUCUGGGACGUGUUGAACUUUACCAUCACCUGUGUGGUCGUAAUCAUAAUGAUUGAAGUUUUCCAAGUGGAAGGAUGGAACACUGCUCAGAAUGUGUUUGUGCUACUCUUGUUCUUGAACACCUACCUUUUAUCAGUAUUGCCAAUGAUCUACCUGUUCUCGUUCAUGGUUUCCGAUCCGGCUUCCGGCUAUUCGAGAGUGUUCCUAUUCAACGGUAUCGGAGCAGUCGGUUUGGGUUUGCUACAAUUUUUCUUCAGCCACAUUGGCUACGAGAAAACAGCCGAAGUUAUGCAGCACGCGUUUCUUCUUAUUCCGACGAUUUCGCUGAUGUUGGGCCUGUUAAGGUUAAGUAUGUUCAUUGGCACGACAGUAUCAUGUGCCACUGCAUGCCAACAUUUGUCAACCACCUGUACUCCGGAGCUUAUGUGCAGUCUUCAAAAGGAUUGCUGUAAUGGUUUGGCAGACGUAUUCAGCUUUUCCGAUAGCGUUGGGUUGCUAACCCCUAUGCUCUACCUUUCGGCGACCGGUGUCUUCUGUUUCGUAAUGUUAUGGUGUAUUGAACACAAUCUUUUUAGGAAAAUGUGGAACAAAAUACGACCCAAUCAUGAUUACCGAUACGCAGCCCCACAGCCUAACAUUGAUUCGGAUGUUCAAGCGGAAAAGGAUCGAGUAUCGUUGAUGUCGACCUAUGAUAUUUCUGCCCAGACCGUGGUGCUACAAAACCUUACAAAGAACUACGGACCUGUAACGGCUGUCAAGUGGCUUUCACUUGCUACGGGUAGCUCGGAAUGCUUCGGAUUGCUCGGAAUCAACGGAGCUGGAAAAACGACAGCUUUCAAAAUGAUGACAGGUGAUGAACAAAUUUCUUCCGGAGAAGUCUGGGUUAAGGGUAUUCGGGUCAAGGAAAAUCUGGCCCAAGUCUAUCGGCACAUAGGCUACUGCCCUCAGUUUGAUGCUCUCCUCGACGAGCUGACUGGAUUGGAAACCCUCCGGAUAUUUGCCAUGCUUCGUGGUGUUCCCAGCAGUGAUGUGCUGCCAGUAGCGCUUAACUUAGCCCAAGAUCUGGGCCUCGUCAGUCAUCUGAAGAAACGUGUACGAGACUAUAGCGGUGGAAACAAACGGAAGCUCAGCACAGCCUUGGCACUGAUCGGCAACCCGGCAGUGAUCUUCCUGGACGAACCCACCAGUGGAAUGGAUCCCGGUGCUAAACGAUGCCUCUGGGAUGUGGUCAAUCGGAUACGGGACUCCGGCCGAACUGUUAUCCUCACCACCCACAGCAUGGAAGAGUGCGAAGCCCUCUGCACUCGACUAGCCAUCAUGGUCAACGGAGAGUUCCGCUGCCUCGGAUCGACGCAACAUUUGAAAAAUAAAUUUUCCGGGGGAUUCUUGCUGUUCAUCAAAAUGCUACACCAGGAUACGCCAAUGGAUGAAAAAAUUACCGCCGUUAAAAACUUCGUCGAAGGUCAUUUCGAGGGAGCUGUUUUGAAGGAGAAUCUGCAGCAGGCCCUCAGCUACCACAUACCUCGCACCGAUCUGACCUGGUCCACGGUGUUCGGCAUCAUGGAAUCCGCCAAAGAGCAACUUGGUAUAGAAGAGUAUUCGCUGGGGCAAACAACCCUGGAACAGGUGUUCCUGUACUUUACCAAGCUGGAUGGCGCUUGGUAAAAUUUUUGCUUAAACUUUUAUUCAUAACACUAUUUGAUGUAAGCUUUAAUCUCUUACCCGUUUAGACGCAAGUUUGCCAAGUUUGUGAUAACAAGAUCGAGCCUUACCUAGAAGAUAGAGAAGAAA